Messenger RNA from Purpureocillium takamizusanense, 993 nucleotides. RefSeq lists its product as uncharacterized. The record is from RefSeq and is a predicted model, not a curated record. Lineage: Eukaryota; Fungi; Ascomycota; Sordariomycetes; Hypocreales; Ophiocordycipitaceae. Bases 1 to 993 code for a protein of 330 amino acids. The transcript is spliced from 3 exons.
AUGGCUUUUGAGGAUCCGCUUCGGUGCACGGAUGCUCCCGAAUCAACCCCGAGUGACGCGGGUGUCGCAGGCACAGGGAUCCUCCUAUCAUUCAUGGCCACCGCGGGCCUAGCCAUUAUCUUGUCGGCCACAGUCGUUGUCGGCGAGAUGCGAGGCAAGCCGUCGACGAUCCGGCGAAAACUCCUAAGUGGAUACAGCGACUCCCAGAUACUGCAGGGCAUUGGCAUCCAGAGUGUCGGGCUGGCCAAGAUGAAUUCGCUAGUGCCUUACCACUUCUUCUUGAUAUGGAUGCUGUCCUUGCUCUCCAUGGCAACUCACAACGCCACGCUGCUUGCGCUAGUUCGCGAUUACCGUCGCGACUGGGUGAUCCGAUGGCUACGGCAGUUUCUCAUGUUCGUCAACCUGGCUCUAUCGAGCGUCUCGGGCGUCUUCGUGCUUCAAGCUGUGUCCAAGGGCAUGGAACGCUCCACCCUGCCCAUCGCUUGUGUGUGGCAGGUCGCUGGAGACGGAGCCGCGCCCAACGCCAGCCUCUCAUACGUGGGAACCAUUGUUGUCAUUGCUGGAAACUGCUUCAUCUUCGUCUUGGCAACGUGGUAUCUUCAUAGCCGCGAGCCGCGAUUUGUCAAAUCCGUGCAACUUGCCGGACUGUCGCUUAUGGCUGCCAUCGCCGUGGGGGCCGCCAUUCGCAUCGGUCUCUUGUCCCAGGCUUUUGGCCGGCCGUCUGUCAGACUGAGCGAUCAGGGCGAAAAGGUUUGGAGUUUCGGCCAGCUCCUGUCAAUGCUCUUGCUCAUCUAUCCACUCGUCAACGUGGUAGAGAUCUAUAGGGGCGAGAUGAGCGUCGCAGGAGCGCCUGACGAUAUGAAGAGACCUUGCGUCUAUGACGGAGCGCUGCAGUCGCAUCCCCCCCUGCACAAUUCAUUCCAACCAAAUCCCUUCUUUGGAUCGCAAACAAACUUGUUUGGCAAAGGGGACGGCCGGUCGCAUGAGCGGUGA